AUGAAUGUAGUAAAAGAAGAAUCUAUAAGUAUAGUAGAAAAACAACAGGAAAGUUCAUUAAAUGAUUUAUCGGCUACGUUAAUUCCAACAACUACUCCGUUUUCCUCGAAUACAAAAACAACAGUGAAGACGUCGACAUCGAAUCCUAAUAAUAAAGAUACCAUUGAAACUGAACAUGAUGAUGUUUUAAUUCGAGUAGGAGAACAACCUGAUUUAAAAAAGUUUCGAGCAAAUUCAAAAUUAUUAAGUAAUAAAUGUAGUUAUUUUCGUACAGCAUUAUCGAGCAAUUGGGCAAGAAAAGAGGAUGAUGUAUUUAUAUUUGAGAAACCAAACAUUAAGCCAAAGGUUUUUGGAGUUAUCUUGAGUUAUAUUUAUAAAGGGACAGUUGAUUGGAAAAUAUUAGAAGGAGAAGAUUUUCUUGGAGUAUGGUUAGCAGCAGAUGAAUUUAUGUUGGAUGAUUUAGAGAGACAAGUUCGAGAAUUAUUUGAAAAGAAAUCAGAAAUGUUAAAGAAGAAUUUUAUGACAAUUGUGAGAUUAGUAUAUCAAAAUGAAACAUUGGAAAGAUUUCGACCAAAUUGUGUAGAUAUUAUUAAUACGACAACAUGGUUUCAGGAUAGUUCUAACUUUGGUACGUUAGAAGAAUCAAUUUUUCAAAGUUUAUUAUCUGAGGAAGAAAACUAUGUUCAUGAUGGAAUUAUGUGGAAUUUAUUGAUUUUAUGGGCGAGUUCAUCAAAAAAGCCAAUAUUAAAUUCAAGUAACGUGAUGGAAUGGACGGAUGAAACAUUUGAAUUACUUAAGAGUAGGAUGGAUCAUUUUGUACAUUUUAUAAGAUUUUCAUUAAUUUCACGUAAUGAUUAUUAUGAUUAUGUUUUACCUUAUAAACGUAUUUUACCAGCAGAUACAACAACCAAUGCGGCAUUACAAUAUUAUCUUUAUUGUUUGGAUGAGGGAGGAAAUCCAAAGCUUGAUGUUUUACGUCCACAUGUUAUAUUGAAUGAUUCAAAAAUUGUCAAUCAUACUCAUGUUGCUAUGAUUGGAAGGUGGAUUGACAUUGGAAGAGAGAAAGAAAUUUAUAUACCUGAUUCUUCUUCGACGAACAAUAAUGGAUAUCAUGCUAUAAGUACUGAUGAAAAUUCAAGUUUAAACGAAGAACAAGAAAAUUCUUCUUCCAACGCGACGAUAGCAUCGUCGACUGAAGCGACAAAGAAUUCAAAUUCACGUAAUGAAGAAAAAGGAUCAACGAAACUUUCAUGGAAACAACCUUCUUCAUUGAGAAAAUUGUGGACUUUACGUAAAGGAAGGAGACCUGUUUACCAUCCCGAUUCUUCGACUCCUUCAACGACUACAACAGUCAAGAAAGGAAAUAGUAACGAUAAAAUACAAAUACCUUCAAGUUCAACACAUGUUGAUGCAAAAAUUCAUUCGUCAUCGAAUAGAACCUCGGAAGCUUUUAUAUUUUCAUUUGGUGAAGGAGAUAAUCCUGAAGAUGAUGCCAUAUUGAGUAGAGUAUUAAAAGAAUAUUCGCAUAAAGCUAUUUGUAGAACUAUUUAUGGACCUGGGUUUGGUGAAAAUGAUUUAGGUAUUAGCUUAUCUGGCAAUAGUCAUCCUAAAAUAGGCGUUUGUAAUAAAAAAUUUUAUGAAAAAAAAAUUAUCGAACAAAAUACUUUUACUUUUGAUGAGAUUGAAGUAUUUAAAGUUACUAGAGGAGCCAUCUAA
Messenger RNA from Funneliformis mosseae, 1716 nucleotides. Lineage: Eukaryota; Fungi; Glomeromycota; Glomeromycetes; Glomerales; Glomeraceae. The record is from the annotation of a GenBank genome assembly.